Messenger RNA from Lytechinus variegatus (green sea urchin), 1832 nucleotides. Its product is annotated as ankyrin repeat domain-containing protein 53-like. The transcript is spliced from 4 exons. Lineage: Eukaryota; Metazoa; Echinodermata; Echinoidea; Temnopleuroida; Toxopneustidae. Gene Ontology annotation, biological process: mitotic metaphase chromosome alignment; positive regulation of microtubule polymerization; regulation of mitotic spindle organization. Bases 163 to 1638 code for a protein of 491 amino acids. Gene Ontology annotation, cellular component: spindle pole. Gene Ontology annotation, molecular function: protein binding. The record is from RefSeq and is a predicted model, not a curated record.
ACUAUACUAGCUGCGAACUCUCUGUGUGCGUUGUCGUUGAGUUGAAUGAAUGCACCGUAAUCUUUAGACAAAUGACUACUUUUACUAUUUCGGAAUGAUUCUGUAAACUGUAAGUUGUAAACAGACAUACUUUUUAGAGGCGAGAAAAUUUCCAAAGUUGCAAUGGAAUCGAGCUCACGGAUCAAAACGACAGGAUCCAAUUACACGAUCGCCACUGGCGCUGGAGCCGUCCCGUCCACCUCCACUUCGAAGCGGAGUCGAAAGGCGGCUCUGGGCGGGGAUGAAUUUAUGGCAGCGGCAAUCGGAGAUACAGCCUGGCUCAGACAGACUCUAAAAGAGGGGAAAAAUCCUGCAAAUUUUGACAAAAAUGGAUUAUCUGCUAUUCACCUGGCUUCUCUACAUGGUAGAAUAGAAUGCCUGAAACUUCUGGUUGAGAAGUACCAUGUGAGUGUGAACUUGGCCAGUUCUACGGGCUGGAGACCAAUCCAUCUCUGUAUUAACAGCAGGACUGGAAAGAGAUCUCUGGAAUGCAUGAAGUAUCUCCUGGACAUGGGUGCAGAUCCAUCGGUACCCAAUGAGGAUCUGAUGACCCCUACCCACCAAGCUGCUAUUGAAGGAAGUGUUAAGUGUAUGGCAGCUCUUCUUGCUCAUAAUGCUGAUAUAAGUACGCCUGAUUGUAAUGGCCAUCUACCUCUUGAUUAUGCAAAGAUUUGGGGACAUAGAAAAUGUGCCAGACUACUGGCAUCAGAGACAUGGAAGCGAGAGAAGGAGGCAGAAUUGACCAAGGUGACUGAGCUGCAGCAGCUUAAGAAUCUUAAGGAUGCUGUUGAUGAUUGGGAACAACAAGAUCAGCAAGCUUACAAGGAAAUCCAAGCUGACCAGUUGUUUGAAGAGUGGAUGGAAAAGAAAGGUAUAGCAGACAAACAAUCACCCCGACUUGUCUCUCAUAAAAAGGAGUCUUCAACACUUGGAGCAAUGGCCAACCAGCUUUACCAGGCUAACAGUCCUCGGAAAGCAAAUGUUCCUGCAGUCAAGCUACAGGCUGUUGGUGAGAAGACUGCAGCAAAAGGAAAGGCAAAGGAUUCCAAGGGAAAGACACAAACCAAGUCAACACCAGCUCCUGUAAACACCUCUGGUGCAGAGCAUAUUGUAGCCAAGGAAAGGUUAUGCAAAGGCAAGACAAAGCCAAAGCUAGAACCAGUAGCAAAGGUCAAAGUCCCCAUCCUUGAAAUCACUGGAAAUCCGAACCUUGACAAAGUUAAACUCUACACACAACCUGUGCCUGACCUUCCGCAAGAAGUCAUUGACAGAAUACUUCUUGAGAAACUCUCACCCCAUGAACGUCCUCUUUCCUUCAAAUGCAAGAACAUUAUCGAUGCCCAGCACAGACGCCUCUAUGAUGACAGCGUUAAGCCUAUCCAGGAGGUCUAUGCCCACAUCUCAAAUGAUAAAUCAUCAAUGUUAUUUCCAGGAGUAACCGGUUCUGGGUCAUCAUCAUCAACAAGAACAAGUAGCAUCUCAGAUUCAGACAGUUUUAAUAACCAGAGAAUAGCAGGUGCCUUGAAACACAUAGCCAAACCAUACAAAUUUCCUCAGAUUCAUGGAGAAGACUAUACAUAUGGCUUUGAAGUAUUAUGAUCCUGAUCCUCUCUUUAAAUUAUUGCUUAGUGUCAUCAUUGAUCAAACAGAUAAGAAGGUCAUCAUAAAAUCCAAUAUAACAAGCCAUUGCAAUGACUACAUCUGGAAUAUGCUUUCUAUUGGAUAAAAGGAUAAUUUUUUAUAAAUGUUUAAAAACCAAUUCCACUCCAACAAGAAGCUUAUAACGCUAAAAA